GGCAGCUAACGUUGAUUGGUCUCUCCGGGCAACCGAUUCGGCGCGCCGUAGUUCUAAUUGGCCGGUUCUUUCACAGAACGCUCUUCCUCUGAUAUGAUAGGCUGAGCAGCAGGCGGGGUGGGAGUGGGCUGUGCUAUAUGGGAUACGCUUUGGAUCGGCUUCUCAAAACUGCGCCCCUCCUGCCUUCUGUUUGGCUAGAUCCUCCGGGAGCCACGCCCCAUAUUCUAUUACCAGGUCCCGCCGUCUGCCCUACGGAAGCCUUUUGCCCCUCCCCUCUUUUGGCGGCCAACGCUCUUUCCUGGUCCCCUCGUGCUUUCCCCUUUAUAACGGUCAACGACGGAGGGCCUGAUUGACGUGUGUGUGGGCCAGUGAGAAUGCAGCUUCGGCAGAUUUAAUUUGUAGGAACCUCCCUAAUCCUCCCGCCCUCCGAAAUCUGCGUGAGGUGAGGGAGGGUCGGGAAGUUUAGGAAUUAAUGGUCGCUUGCAUGAUACUUACAGGUGUUGCUUUCUCUCCUCGGAGGAAGACAGAGCCCCAUUCAAGUGCCUUCAAACGGAUCGUGGAUGGGCGAUAAGGGGUCAUUUUUUUCCAAGGGGGCCAAGCGCUCUCUGAAAAAUGUAUAAUAAUAAUAAUAAUAAUAGCAAUAAAGGAGAAAAACAAAAAGAUAGGCAUGGUGUUUCUCUGCUCCUUUAUAUUUAUUAUAUUUAUUAUUAUUAUUAUUAAAAAAUAUAUUUAUUUGUACCCCACCUUUCUUCCUCACAAGGUUUCAAGGUGGCUUACAGAUAAAAUAUACACCCCAAAAGACACAGAUUUCUGAAGGGGAAGGAGGGAGUGAUUUUAAAGAAACCCAAUACCGGUGAGGAUGAUUAAUAAGAACACUGCUAAUUUAUAUGGCUCCAUCGAUGUGACAUUUUCCAAAAGGACAGCCACAUUAGCCUGUUGCAGCAAAAACACAACCUCCAGCCUUGCAGAGCUGUCAAGAUCCACAAAUUUUCCACAGCUUUCAAGUGGGAACACAGGGAGCUGCCUUGCACCAGGAAACAGCCAGGAAACAUUUACUACACAACAGGGCCCUGGAAUGUCAGGCAUGAGAGAAGAAAGCCAAGUAGGGUAGGAGCCACGUACAGGAGUAGGUGUCAAGAGGUUCAGGCAUCCUGUGCCAUGGUUCCACAGUCACAACCUUCAUUCCCCAGUCAUUUUGAAGCAAACAUGAUGACACCCAUGGUGGAUCUCUGUAAUUCAACCAAGGGAGAAUCCUUUCAGCAAGCAGAAGACUCUGCCAGUUCAGUGGAGCCCCCUCGGCCCCGCAGUGUCUCUGUUGUUUCUACCACUUCCCAAUUAAGCAGUCGCAACCCAAAGGAUGUCCUACGCCAUCGCAUAUUCCACUUAUCUGAGAUGCUGCGGGUGGAGAAAGCCAAUCGGGAUGACAAUACCUCAUGCUAUGUGGAGCUGGUGGGCAAGGCAGACAGAGAGAAAGCACCUUCCAUCCGGCAGGCCUUUGAACGUAUCAACCAGCGCUCCUCAGCCAAUAUUGCCCAACUAGAACAGCGUCUGCAGGAUUCCUGGGCUCAGCUGAAGAAGUUGGAACAGAGGAUUUUUACAAGCCAGGACAGCAGCAGCAGCAGUGCUACUCCUGCCCAGCAGCAGCUCACCACUCCCAGGAACAGCAUGUCUCACCAGCCAUCCUUCAGCAUACCCAGAAACCGCACUACAGAAACUUGCAUUGUUGAGGAACUCCUUCCUUCCAUCUCGGAGAGCAAAGAAAACAGGUCUGCUCAAGAGGCUUCCUCAAAGCAAAUCCUUGAGGAAGAGAUCAAGCAGAGGGUUCAAGAGUUGAAAGCUCAGCUGCUUGAUCUUAGAGAAGACCACAAGGUCCUGGAGGAUGAGUGGCACAAGCUGGAUGAGUCAUGGAAGGCUGACAAACAACAGAUGAUGGAACUGCUGCAGGAGGAGAAGAAGAGGUACUACCAUCUCGAAGUGCAGGUGAAUGAUGUGAUACAGAUAAAUCUCAAUGAGAUCACCAACCUCAAACAUGACCUGGCAUGCACGGAGGAGAAAAUGGUCUAUCAGUCUUAUGAGAGGUCCCGGGACAUCUGGGAGGUGCUGGACUCCUACCAGACCCGGCUGUCCAAACUCGAAAUGCAGCAGCAAGCCCAGCAACAGGAGGCAAUGGAGCUACCCCAGGCCAGUGUGUAUAAACUUUAUGGACAGCUCAUAAACCUGCUGCUGACCAUUGCCACCAUUCUCUUGGUGUGUGUUUCCACUAUUUCAGCCUGUUCCCUUCCUCUCCUGCGCACUCGCUGGCGUGCCCUGGCCACUCUGCUUGUGAUUGUCAUCAUAAGCGCUGCCUGGAAGUACUUCCCUGUCAUUCGUGAACAGGAAUGGAGAACAUGGCUUCCCUCUGCUUGGUAGGCAGAGAACAAAAUGGCACACAAAUUUCCUUAUCCAUCCUGAUGCUCUCCAACACUCCCUACUCUCAAUGCUUAUUUAACUACUUGUUUGUUUAUUUAUUAAUUAAA
Podarcis muralis (Common wall lizard) is the source of this 2516-nucleotide messenger RNA. Lineage: Eukaryota; Metazoa; Chordata; Lepidosauria; Squamata; Lacertidae. The record is from RefSeq and is a predicted model, not a curated record.